AUGAAGGCUCCCUUGCAUGAGUUUGACGAUCUUAAGGAUAUUGAUGAAAACGAACGUAUCGCUGUUUAUGCGUUACUAUUACUUAGCCAAAAUCCCACCAAUACCCAGAGGAUAACCAUACCGAAAGAAAAGAAGGAUAGCAAUAUCGGAAAAAGGAAACGCGAGUCUUCUUCGUCUUUCAAAAUGAUGACGAUGAAAGGGAAGAGGGCCAGUGCUGCCGCAGCCGAAAUAAUUAGUAAUAAGGAUAAGGAGUUACCGAUUUGGAUGCUCCGUAAGAUCCAAGAGAUGGGAGGAACAAAUGUAGCAGUUGUUUUUCAAAAAGAACUAUAUGCUACCGAUGUUAAGCUAUCAAAUUGUAGAUUGUCUAUACCGGAAAGCAAAAUUUUAAACUUCUUCUUAUCGGAAGCGGAGCGAAAAUGGUUGGACGAAACAACACCGACAAUAGAGGAGAGGAAGAAGAGGAAGGAGGAAAGAGAGAAGGAGAAGAAUGAGAAUGUGAAGCAGAAAAAGAAGAAGAAUAAGCCUCUUAAUAGUUUGGCGGUGAAGAUGAUUGAUUCAAAAGGGAAUAUUAUGGAAGAAAGGUUUAAUCUAAAGAAGUGGACAAUGGAAGAGACCGUCGUAUAUAAUCUUGUCACAGGUUGGAGUACCCUCGUCAAAAGUAAUGGUCUCAAAGAAGGUAUGAAGGUGCAACUUUGGAGUUUUCGUGUGGAGACUCAUUUAUGGUUCGCCCUUGUUAAUGUAGAUUUACCGGAAAGUAGCUAG
Messenger RNA from Impatiens glandulifera, 762 nucleotides. RefSeq names its product B3 domain-containing protein At3g25182-like. NCBI's taxonomy places the organism in Eukaryota, Viridiplantae, Streptophyta, Magnoliopsida, Ericales, Balsaminaceae. Gene Ontology annotation, molecular function: DNA binding. The record is from RefSeq and is a predicted model, not a curated record. The transcript has a single exon. Bases 1 to 762 code for a protein of 253 amino acids.